UUAUGGCGGUCUAAAAUUACAAAAGAAAUAUAUAAAAAAAAAUAAUAAUAAACAAUUGAAAUUGGUUGAGUUAUAACGGUCACUCUUGCUUCCCAUGAAUCUCUUCCUUGGAGCAGAGAACACGCAAUGCAGAAGACCCUUCGCAUCCAAACGCCAUUCCCACUCACACAAGCCUCUCUUUGCUUCUGCAGCAUUUCUCAAAUGAACGCUUUGCUUCACAUCACCACCAUUUCUACACCAAGAUCUCCAACUCUUGGCUUGUCUCUUUCCCAUUGCCAUGGAAACCAGACUCAAAAACCGAUUAUCUGUGCAAGAAAAAGAAAAAGGCAGAUUCUGUCUGCAAGAUCGAGAAAACUCAUGUUCCAAUUGAUACCCAUCAUCGCAUCUAAUCUCAAGAUUUCACCACAACCGUUGGAUUGGUUAAUCGCAGAGAUCGCCGGCGGAGAUGGGAGUGGGGGAGGUUUGGGGUUCUGGAAGGGCUUUGGAUGGGGAGGCUUUGAUGGGUGGAGAAGAAAAAGGAAGAGGAACUUGCUAUUAUGUGGGUUUUUGCUAAUUUUCUGUUUGGGUUUCUUGUGUGGGAGAGAGAUUGAGAGCAAUGUGGUUUGGUGGGUUUUGGGUUUUAGUCCAAUUGGGAUUGCUCUGAUUCAUUUGUUGGGAAAGAGAGGAAUUCAAAGUUGGAUUUUUGGGUUUUGUCUUUGUAUUGUUUCGGUGAGCCUGUGUCUUAGGAGAGAGGAGGUUCAAAAAUGGGUUGGCAAAUUUGGGAUUUUUUCUUCUAUGAUAGAGACUGAAAGAAGACGUAGAAGAAGAAGAAGAAGAAGUGGAAGAGCAUUCUAAAGAAAAGUAAAAGUGGAAGAGCAUUCUUAGUGAUGGCUGCCAGAAACAUAAAUUUGUCCAAUUCUUUUUGUACAAUGAAUGACAUUGUUCAUUCUUUUCUCAUCAAAUGCAAUAAAAAGAUCAUUCUUUAUUCAUGUUCAA
Molecule: messenger RNA, 975 nt
Organism: Ziziphus jujuba (common jujube)
Lineage: Eukaryota; Viridiplantae; Streptophyta; Magnoliopsida; Rosales; Rhamnaceae
Exons: 1
Coding region: 127-834 (235 amino acids)
Source: RefSeq, a predicted model, not a curated record